AUGCUAACCAUUCUCGCCAUCAGGGUCAAAUCGCAAAAGUACCUGAGCCGACUCUGGAAGCCCUCUGGGGGACUGCUGUCUGUUUUUGGCUUCUGCAUCAAAGUGAAGCCUUUCUCGAACCUAGCCGAAGCACAUGCAAUGCAGUUCGUUGCCCAACAUACCUCAUCCCCCAAGAUGGACGGAGAGAUAGCCGCGAGUGGCUGGCUCUCGCGCACCGAGGAAAGCAAGAGACGGAUUCUAGAUCAGCUAAGGAGCAUGGUUUCCGAGCUUCGCACUAUACAACCACCGGAGGGGAUGGGUGUUGCCAAUGUCAAUGGCGGCCCUUUCUACGACUGUCGCCUAGCUUCAAAACUGCUCUGGGGCCCAUUUAGCACUGUCUGCGAAUUCCAUAGGGCGCUGGCGAACGAGCCUGAUCUGGAUGCCAACUUUGAAAAGCUUCCUCCCGACCUAGUCGAGCUUUUGACGUACUACAAACGACCUUGCAAUACCCUGGUCUUUACACACGGCGACCUGAGUAGCUUGAACAUACUGGUGCGGGGAGACGAUGUGGUGGGCAUUAUUGACUGGGAAACAUCGGGCUGGUCUCCGUCCUACUGGGAAUACACGUGUGCCUGGAAUGUUAAUUCAUAUAAUCCAUUCUGGCAACAGGAGGUAGGCAGAUUCUUGACGCCGGCACCUCACGAGCUGCGAAUGGAUAGCAUACGGCGCAAGUAUUUCCCCCCUUUCUGA
Messenger RNA from Phialemonium atrogriseum, 729 nucleotides. RefSeq names its product kinase-like domain-containing protein. The record is from RefSeq and is a predicted model, not a curated record. Lineage: Eukaryota; Fungi; Ascomycota; Sordariomycetes; Cephalothecales; Cephalothecaceae. The coding region runs from base 1 to 729 and encodes 242 amino acids. The transcript is spliced from 2 exons.